UCAUCUUUCGACAUAUUCACCGGGGUCGUUAUGAUCCUGAUAAUAGUCAUCUCCUUAACGGGUAAUAUCAUGAUAUUGUACGCGUUUCUCACCACACCGAAACUAAGAAUGGUGAACAACUAUUUCCUGAUGAAUUUAACGCUGUCGGAUAUUAUCACAGCCAGCUUAGUGAUACCAUUUGACGUGGACAUAAAGAUUAAUGGAAUUAGUAGUUGGACACAUGGAAUAGCGAUGUGCAAAAUUUGGACCAAUGCUUAUACUGUAUCAGUACCAACAUCCAUAUUAACUUUGUGUGUCGUAAGUAUUGACCGUUAUCAAGCCAUAUCAAAUCCUUUAAAGUAUCGCGCUGGAAUGACUUUAACCCGCACCAAAGCAGUGUGCUUAAUCACUGGUGUAUGGGGAUUGAGUGUCUUCAUGGCUUUGCUACCAGUUAUAACUGGACCUCCUCUAAAUGAGACAUUGUCACGUGAUCUUCCCCCAAUUGCCCGGAUAAGAUUACCGGAAACGAACAAUGGAGAAACAAAAGAUGUAAUCAAUACGGGAAUAGAAGAAAACAAAAGAUACGGCGACAGCAAAACUGCACAAAACCAACGAGAUUUCUAUAAAAACGCUCACGAGAGAAAUCGGACAGGAAAAGCAACAGAACGAAACCGAAUUAGCCACAAAUACAAGAAGGAAAACAACGGAGCCAAAGUUGGUCAAUUUGGAAAUGCAGAUGAAAAAAUUAUAAAGGGAUGUGACAAGGACAGAUCUAACCAGAAUAACGAAGAAGAAAAUUUGCUAAACGAGAACAACAGAGGAAAAGAGAAAGAAAGAAAAUGGCAUGAAAAGAUGAAACGUAAAAUUGGAAAAAAUGAUGAAGAAAAUUAUUUAAAAGUAUGGACUACAAAUAGAAAUGGAGCGAAAUGUGAUAAAAAGAGAAAAAAUGAUGAAGAUGACAGAAGGAAUGAAAGAGUGAAGAGAAUGGGGCAAGAUGAUUUCAGAAUGAAGCAAAAGUACCAAACUAAAGUCGCCAGACAUUUUUCAGUGAUCGUGUUGGUUCAACUCUUAUGUUGGUAUCCCUUCAGCGCGGUUGGCCUGGUGUAUAAUCUGUGUGAUGGCUGCGAGCACAAGUUAUUAAGCUCGUCAGCACAGUACUUCCUCCUUGCGAUCGGUUAUUUAAGUUGUGCAGUCAAUCCGUAUUUGUAUGCAUACCAACAACGGUCGUUCAGACAAGUUUUCAAACGAAUGUUCGGUAUUAAAGGAAAGUAGGCUCUAUAUAAGGGCAGAUGUAAACUCUAUAAUGGGUGUGCCCCAGUUGGGAUUGAGGUUUAAUGGUGAUAAACUGGUUAAAGAUCAAGUUGCUGCCGAAGCAGAUCGGUCCAUAGAGGCGGAUGAAAGAGCGAUGCGUUUAUUCAAAUCUAUUGCCAACAGCAUUCACCCAUCUAUUGAGAUGGAAAUUGAUUGCCCAUCACGCCAUAAUGACCACAAACUUCCCAUACUUGACUUAAAAGUUUGGAUUGAGGAGAGAGAAGGGAAUGAAGGACAACAGACUGAAAAAGUUAUAUUACAUGAAUUUUACGCCAAAGAUGUAGCGUCCAAGUCCGUUGUUAAUGCGAAAUCAGCCCUACCAUGGAGUAGUAAGAGAACAAUACUUACACAAGAAGUAUUGAGAAUUCUACUGAACUGUAGUACGCGGUUACCAUAGGAAGUGGUUGUUGAUCAUGUGAACAAUAUGAUGAUACGUCUACAGUUUUCUGGUUAUGAUGCGAAAUCUAGAAUGGAGGUAGUAAAGUCAGCUUUAAAGGCAUAUGAUAACAUCAAGAAGUUAGACAGCUGUGAAAAGAGGCCCAUGUAUAGGACUAGAGAGUGGCGACAGGUUGAUCGAGCCGAAGAAAAACGUAAGAAACGAGACACCUGGUAUAAGAAGGGAGGAUAUGACAGUGUUAUUUUUAUACCAGCAACACCAAGAUCUGCCCUUAAACAACGAUAUGAAGAAGAAGUUAAAUGUGUGGGACUUAACAUCAAGAUAGUAGAACAAUCUGGAGUAACACUUAAACAACGACUACAACGAUCUAACCCUUUCCGGGAGAAACGAUGUCAAAGAAGAGAGUGUUUGGCUUGCCAAAGUAAUAGGAAAGGAGAAUGUGGUGCCACUGGAGUCACGUACGAACUUGUUUGCCAGGAAUGCAAACACAUAUAUGUGAGAGAAACGUCAAGAAGUGCAUAUAGUCGUGGCAAAGAGCAUUUACACUCCUUGAAUCGUCGUGAAGAACAGUCUGUCAUGUGCCGGGAGACAUGCAAAUGAGAAGCAUGGAGGCGAUAUACCACUCUUUAUAAUGAAUGUUACUGGCAUUUUCCGUGACGAUGCAAUGUUAAGACAGGUUACAGAAGCAGUAAACAUCAACAGAGUAAAGCAAAGUGAACUAAUGAACACAAAGAAUGAAU
This is a messenger RNA of Dendronephthya gigantea, 2427 nucleotides long. RefSeq names its product tyramine/octopamine receptor-like. Gene Ontology annotation, biological process: adenylate cyclase-activating adrenergic receptor signaling pathway. Gene Ontology annotation, molecular function: G protein-coupled receptor activity. The annotation marks the transcript as partial. Gene Ontology annotation, cellular component: membrane. The record is from RefSeq and is a predicted model, not a curated record. The transcript has 3 exons. NCBI's taxonomy places the organism in Eukaryota, Metazoa, Cnidaria, Anthozoa, Malacalcyonacea, Nephtheidae.